Molecule: messenger RNA, 416 nt
Organism: Lytechinus pictus (painted urchin)
Lineage: Eukaryota; Metazoa; Echinodermata; Echinoidea; Temnopleuroida; Toxopneustidae
Exons: 4
Coding region: 18-416 (132 amino acids)
Source: RefSeq, a predicted model, not a curated record
UCGAAUAUCUUUUCAAGAUGAUGAAAGAAUUAACAGUUGCUGCUCUUGUUAUAUUGGCUUUAUCAAGUGCAUUUGCCUCACCUAUCCUUGAAUCUCAGCUCCGUUUACAGUCUGAUGUCGCCGAACUUAUUGCAGAUAUAUUCAAAAAUGGAGGAUUGAAAAGGAACAAAUCGCCAAACUUUACAGCUAAAUUGGCACAGAUGCACGCCAUAGGAGGAAUGGGAAAGCGGACUAUAGAAAAAGAAGAUAUAGCUAAAAACCUCCGGUUGCUGAGAGCCUUAAGUAAUGAGUUUGAUCUCAGUGAUACGAAGUCAAUACAGAACAGAAGGCCGAAUCUCAAUCAGGAUGAGCUUUAUGAAGAAGAUGUCCAUCCAUUUCACGAAGGCAAGUAUGAAAAGAGAACUAGAAUGACUUAG